This is a messenger RNA of Trichophyton benhamiae CBS 112371, 3381 nucleotides long. RefSeq lists its product as uncharacterized. The record is from RefSeq and is a predicted model, not a curated record. Lineage: Eukaryota; Fungi; Ascomycota; Eurotiomycetes; Onygenales; Arthrodermataceae. Gene Ontology annotation, cellular component: chromosome. Gene Ontology annotation, molecular function: ATP hydrolysis activity; ATP binding; protein binding. Gene Ontology annotation, biological process: chromosome organization. Bases 1 to 3381 code for a protein of 1126 amino acids. The transcript is spliced from 4 exons.
AUGAGCACCGUCCGCGCUCAAAACCUACAAGACCUUAUAUAUAAGCGAGGCCAGGCCGGAGUUACCAAAGCCAGCGUCACAAUUGUUUUCGAUAACCGCGAUAAAUCGAUAUCACCAAUUGGAUUCGAGGAGUAUGCCACCAUUUCAGUCACUCGGCAAAUAGUUCUAGGUGGAACGAGCAAGUACUUGAUCAAUGGCCACCGCGCGCAGCAACAAACGGUCCAGAACCUUUUUCAGAGCGUGCAGCUAAAUAUAAAUAACCCGAACUUCCUGAUUAUGCAGGGCCGGAUAACAAAAGUGCUGAAUAUGAAGCCUGUUGAGAUAUUAGCUAUGAUUGAGGAAGCUGCUGGAACCCGAAUGUUUGAGGACAGGAAAGAGAAGGCAGCGAAGACAAUGGCCAAGAAGGAGAUGAAAGUUCGGGAGAUCGAGGGAUUAUUGCAAGAGGAAAUCGAACCCAAGCUGGAAAAGCUGAGGGGUGAGAAGCGAGCGUUUCUUGACUUCCAGCAAACACAAAGUGAUCUUGAACGGUUAACAAGGCUUGUUGUUGCCCAUGACUAUCUCAAGUACGGGGAACGAUUACGCCUGAGCGCAGAAGAAGUCGACAAGAGAAAACAAAAGAUUGAAGAUUUGGAAGCGAACGCGACCAGGUUGAAGGGCGAAAUUGCGAAUCUGGAAGAAGACGUGAAAAAAGUUAAGGAGGCGCGCGACAAAGAAUUGAGGAAGGGAGGGAAGUUCCAGGCGUUGGAAGAUAAAGUGAAGAGUUAUUCCCAUGAGAUGGUUAGAUUGUCGACGUCGAUUGACUUGAAAAAAUCUAGCAUGGGUGAAGAGACAAGUAAGAAAGAAGCCGCAGAAAAAGCUCUCGCCGAGGUGCAAGCCAACCUGAAAGGGAAGAAACAAAUCUACGACAAGCUACAGGCACAAUAUGACAAAGCCAAAGCAGACUUUGAUGCACAGACAGCUGAGGUAGAGCAAAAAGAGGAGCUCUUGCAGACGUUGCAAACGGGUGUUGCCUCGAAAGAGGGCCAAGGUAACGGUUAUCAAGGGCAGCUUCAAGAUGCUAGAAAUCGUGCCAGUGCGGCUGCCACAGAACAGGAGCAAGCAAAGCUCAAGAUCUCUCAUUUGGAAAAGCGCAUCAAAGAGGAGGAACCCAGGGCAAAAAAAGCUGCAGAACAGAAUCAAGGGUUAUUGAAAGAUCUAGAAUCUCUGAAAAAGCAAGCUCAAAAGCUUGAGGCAGAACUGGCGAAACAGGGAUUUGAGCCCGGGAAGGAGGAGAGGAUGUACGAGGAAGAAUCAAACCUCCAAAGGGCCAUACGUGACCUUCGAAGUGAAGCUGAUGGCUUGAAACGAAGGGUUGCAAACAUCGAUUUCAACUACUCGGAUCCUUACCCUGAUUUUAACAGGUCCAAAGUAAAGGGACUGGUUGCACAACUGUUCACCCUUGACAAGAACCAUUCUGAAGCAGCUACUGCCCUUGAAAUUUGUGCCGGAGGCCGUCUUUAUAAUGUGGUUGUCGAUACUGCAGAAACUGGCACAGCACUUUUGCAGAACGGCAAACUUCGAAAACGCGUUACAAUUAUCCCUUUGAACAAGAUAGCUGCAUUCCAGGCAUCAGCUGAGAAAAUAGGGGCGGCAACCAAUUUGGCUCCUGGAAAGGUGGAUCUUGCAUUAUCACUGAUAGGUUAUGAUGAGGAGGUUACUGCUGCCAUGCAAUACGUUUUUGGCUCUACCUUGAUUUGUCAUGACGCAGCAACCGCGAAGAAGGUGACCUUUGACCCUGCUGUUCGUAUGAAAAGUGUGACCCUGGAAGGUGAUGUUUAUGACCCUUCGGGGACAUUAUCUGGUGGCAGUGCCCCAAAUUCAAGCGGUGUUCUCCUUAUCUUGCAAAAAUUGAAUGGCAUUAUGAUGGAAUUGAAAGCCAAAGAGAGAGCCCUCCAUAUACUGCAGGAUACCAUGGCCAGGGAAAAGAAGAAAAUGGAUCUUGCUCAUUCAACUAAGCAGGAGCUUGAUCUUAAGAACCACGAGAUUAAAUUGACGGAAGAGCAGAUAAAUGGAAAUUCAUCGUCUUCUAUCAUUCACGCCGUGGAAGAGAUGAGAGAUAACAUUACCCAGUUGAAAAAUGAUAUCACUGAUGCUAAAGCUCGUCACGCUGAGGCAUCAAAGGAUAUUAAACGAAUUGAGAAAGACAUGAGUGAAUUCAGCAAUAACAAGGAUAGCAAGCUUGCAGAACUUGAGUCCUCACUCGAUUCAUUGAAAAAGUCCCUUAGCAAGAACUCUGUUUCAGUCAAGACCCUCCAGAAGGAGCUCCAAGCAUCCAGGUUGGAAUCGGAGCAAGCUGGAAGUGAUUUGACAACUGCUGAGGAGCAAUUGGCGGAAGCUGAGCAGAUUUUGAAAGCUCAGGUGGAAGAGGUUGAGGAAAUGGUGAAGGAGCAAGCACGAGUUAAGGAAAAACAUGAUAUUGCCCAGGCUCAGCUUGAAGAUGAGCAAGCUCAGCUCACCAGGUUCGACGAUGAACUCCGGGAUUUGGAUGAAGCUAAACAGUCCAAAGCUGCACGAAUAACGGAAGAGGCCUUGGAACUUCAAAAGCUCGGCCACAAACUUGAAAAGGUUUAUAAAGACCAACAGAGUGCUGCUCAACUUGUGACAAAUAUGGAGAACGAGUAUGAAUGGAUUGCCGAGGAGAAAGACAGCUUUGGUCGGCCAAACACCCCUUAUGAUUUCAAGAAUCAAAAUAUUGCCGAAUGUAAAGCGUCUCUGCGGAAUGUAACGGAGAGGUUCCAGGGAAUGAAGAAGAAGAUUAACCCAAAGGUCAUGAACAUGAUCGACAGUGUUGAGAAGAAGGAGGCUUCUCUCAAGAACAUGAUGAAAACAGUCAUCAGAGACAAGAGGAAGAUCGAAGAGACAAUCAUCAGUUUGGAUGAAUAUAAGAAAGAGGCUUUGCAUAAGACCUGGUCCAAAGUCACUGCAGACUUUGGCCAGAUAUUUUCGGAGCUUCUUCCUGGAAGUUUUGCCAAACUUGACCCUCCGGAAGGGAAAGAGAUCAGCGAUGGUCUUGAGGUCAAGGUCAGCCUGGGUAAAGUCUGGAAGCAGAGCUUAACAGAGCUCAGUGGUGGUCAAAGAUCUCUAAUUGCACUGUCUCUCAUCAUGGCACUUCUGCAAUUCAAGCCCGCUCCGAUGUAUAUUCUUGACGAGGUCGAUGCUGCUUUGGAUUUGUCUCAUACACAGAAUAUUGGUCGGUUGAUCAAGACGCGUUUCAAGGGCUCGCAGUUCAUAGUCGUCAGUUUGAAGGACGGAAUGUUUCAAAACGCCAAUCGGAUAUUCAGAACGAGGUUCAGUGAAGGUACUAGCAUGGUACAAGCACUAACUCCGGCAGACUUAAAGUAA